AUGGCCGACAUCCUCGUGCCGCAGACUCCGCCUCGCAAGGUGAUGAAACCGAGAAGGGCGGCGGACUUGACAGGUCUUUGGGAGGCCUGGGAGGAGAACCGUCAGCUACGCAAACAGAGCCGGAAGAAGGGAAGCUUGCUGGAAUGGGAACACCCCUCCAAGGUUGGGCUCAUAAACCGGAGGUCUCUGAUGCUGAACUGGAAGGUGAUCUUGCCUUUGCUUGAAAUCUACUGCCCAAAGAAUGAGCCCAAGACCGUGCCCGUGCAAAGCCUGAAGCAGCACGUCAGGCGGUUCUUCGAAGAGAUCGAGGUCACUCCCAAGAACGGUUUGUGCCACUGCACCAGCCACAGCUUGAAAAUGUUCGUGAGCUACAUUAUUCGGCGACAUGACGGAUCUGUGAGAAAGGAUCACCGCCUCAAGGCCAUCUUCGACGAGGUGGCCAAGAGCUGGCCGCCGAAGGCCCGCAGCCGCAGGACCUUGGUUGAGGAAGCCGAGAAUCCAGAUGAUGAUGAGUGUGAGAAGGAAGGCCAGGAGGAGGAAGAGGAAGAGGAGCUACAGUUGACCGAGGAUGAGGUUGAGGAAGAUUCUCAAGCAGCUGAGGUUGAUGACUACCUAGCCGAGGCCAUGGGCCUUGUUCCGGGAAGCCCGCAACCACCUUCGGCCUAUGUGGGUACGGUGGCCUAUGAGCUGAGCAAUGAAGGGGAGCCGGUGCCUUAUCGGCCAGCUUUGCUUGAUGGCAAUGAAGGCGAGGCUGGUGCAGGCACAGAUCUGGUGAAACGGUUGGCUGAGCUGGAGCAUCUUGCUUCAAAUGAAGGGCAGCAAAUCGCCCAUCGAAGAGCAGCUUUGUCUGGCCAGAUGGCAAUCCAACGGUGGCACAGUUUGCAGCACAUGGACAGCCAACGGACCAUCGCUUGGCCGGAGCGGCUAGAUGAUGGGCAUGAGCAGGAUGCCUUCGCAGAUCCUCCAGCUACCUCGGAAGCUGUGGGUGGGUUUGUGCGGUUCAGACGAGACGGAGAGACCAGAUGCAAGAAAGGGAGCAGGCGAAGCGGGCAGACGAUGAUUCCCAUGAAGCGGCCUGCAGCCAAGUCGGCAACAAAGGGUGGUGGCCAGAGGGGCUGGCCGAAGGGGAAAGCAAAAGCCCGGGCCAAGCCUUUGGAGAAGGGUGAAGACGAGGAGCCAAAGCCGAAGCCAGCCAAACAAGGCAAGCAGGGUGACGACGAGGAGCCAAAGCCGAAGCCAGCCAAACGAGGCAAGCAGGGCAAGCAGGGUGACGACGAGGAGGAGCCAAAGCCGAAGCCUGCCAAAAGAGGCAAGCAGGGUGACGACGAGGAGCCGAAGCCUGCCAAGAAGGGCAAGCGGGGUGACGACGAGGAGCCGAAGCCUGCCAAGAAGGGCAAGCGGGGUGACGACGAGCCGAAGCCGAAGCCUGCUACGAAGUGCAAGCAGGGUGACGACGAGCCGAAGCCGAAGCCUGCGAAGAAGGGCAAGCAGGGUGACGACGAGCCGAAGCCGAAGCCUGCGAAGAAGGGCAAGCAGGGUGACGAGCCAGUGCCGAAGCCUGCUAAGAAGGGCAAGCAGGGUGACGACGACGAGCCACUGCCGAAGCCUGCCAAGAAGGGCAACGAGCCGAAGCCUCCGCUCAAAAAGACGUUCGCCAGAAGGUUCGAGCCGCCAACCGAGGGGGACCCCAAGUGCCUUUGGACGUCCAUCCGGGAUGCCUUCAACGCCGUGAUUCGCCAACACUUCCGUUUCCCUGUUAAGCACGAGGAUCUCUUCUGGAAGCACUGCCGGCCCAUUCUGAUCCAGGAGGAACAGCCCCACUUCAGAUCGAAGGCACAGCAGGUUGCCUUUGAGUGGUUGGAAAUGCAGAGAGCAAAUGGUGCUCUGGACAACCUUGACAACUAA
Symbiodinium sp. CCMP2592 is the source of this 1905-nucleotide messenger RNA. Lineage: Eukaryota; Dinophyceae; Suessiales; Symbiodiniaceae. The record is from the annotation of a GenBank genome assembly.